Molecule: messenger RNA, 937 nt
Organism: Eutrema salsugineum
Lineage: Eukaryota; Viridiplantae; Streptophyta; Magnoliopsida; Brassicales; Brassicaceae
Product: PRA1 family protein B2
Exons: 1
Coding region: 92-730 (212 amino acids)
Biological process (GO): vesicle-mediated transport
Cellular component (GO): Golgi apparatus; endoplasmic reticulum
Source: RefSeq, a predicted model, not a curated record
CGCGGUUUUGCCGCAACUUCAGAUUCCACUAAAAUCGGAACUUCCACACUCUCUCGGCCAAUCCGCCGCCGACACACACUUACCGACACCAAUGUCUUCUCCGGCGACUCUUCCCGUCACCAACCAGCAAGCUUCUUCUCAGUCUCAGCCGCCGAUCAACUCUCACGCCUUCCGUUCUUUCCUCUCGCGCCUCUCCUCCUCUCUCCGCGAUAGCCUCUCACAACGCCGUCCAUGGAUGGAGCUCGUAGAUCGGAGCUCAUUCGCCAGACCUGACUCUCUCACCGAUUCAUUUUCCCGGAUCCGUAAGAAUCUCGCCUACUUCAAGGUCAAUUACGCCGCAAUCGUCUCCCUCGUGCUCGCGUUUUCCCUCCUCUCGCAUCCUUUCUCCCUCCUCGUCCUCCUCUCUCUCCUUUGCUCCUGGAUGUUCCUCUACCUCUUCAGAUCUUCAGAUCAGCCUUUGGUUCUCUUUGGCCGUGCUUUCUCCGAUCGAGAGACCCUGCUCGCUCUUGUUCUGACGACGAUUGUAGUCGUGUUUAUGACGAGUGUUGGAUCCUUGUUAACCUCGGCUCUGACGAUUGGAGUCGCGAUUGUUUGCUUACACGGUGCUUUUAGGGUUCCUGAUGAUCUGUUCUUGGACGAACAAGAGCCUUCUAAUGCCGGAUUACUCUCGUUCAUCGGUAAUUCCGCUGCUACUUCCGCUGCUGCUUCCGUUGUCGCUGGACGAGUUUGAGAGAUGGAUUUGAUGAUUCUUCAUUCGCAGUGGUAAAACUCUGUGUCAUGUUUUGAGUAUAGAUUCGAUAUUGGAAGCUCUGUGCAUUGCUCUGUUGUAUUUCUUCGAUUUCGUUAAAGUUUUAGAAAUCUGGAGCUGAUCCUUUCUCAAUUAUUCCCACAUUGUAAGAUCACAUUUACCUUUAAAAAGUUUGAUACUUUGAGCUCA